AGACAGGCGCGCAGGCGCGCGGGCGCGGCUGGCCCGGUUGUCAUGAGAGCGGGGCUGCGGCCCGGGCGCUGGGCGGAGGCGGCCCGGGCUGCUCCUCGGCUGCCACCAAAGGGGCGGCGGCCUGGGGCUGGGGGCGGCCGGCGGCGGCGGCAGCGGCGCCCCCCGAGCUCCGCACGAGGGAGCUGCAGCCCGUGCAGGUCCGGAACCCGCCGGCCGUGUCCCUCCGGCCCCCGCGGCCUGGGCCGCUGCGCCGGCAUCCCGCGUCUCCGCAGAUUCUGCCAGUUCCCGCAAGAGAUCGUCCUUCAGAUGGUGGAGAGGUGUCGAAUAAGAAAGCUGCAGCUGCUUGCCCACCAGUACAUGAUCUCCAGCAAAAUCGAGUUCUACAUCAGCGAAAGCUUGCCCGAAUAUUUCGUACCCUAUCAAGCAGAGCGGUUUCGCAGACUUGGCUAUGUCUCCCUCUGCGAUAACCAGAAGACUGGCUGCAAAGCCCGCGAGCUCAAGUCCGUGUACGUGGAUGCAGUGGGGCAGUUUCUUAAGCUGAUAUUUCACCAGAACCAUGUCAACAAGUACAACAUCUAUAACCAGGUUGCUUUGGUUGCUGUAAAUAUCAUUGGAGACCCUGCAGAUUUUGGUGAUGAAAGCAAUGUUACCUCUAGGGAGAAGUUGAUUGACCAUUAUCUGGGGCACAACACGGAGGAUCCAGCCCUCGAGGGGACUUACACUGGGAGGUCUGACUAUAUCUCUCCAUUGGAUGACUUGGCUUUUGACAUGUACCAAGAUCCUGAGGUUGCACAGAUAAUACGCAAGUUGAACGAAAGGAAGCGGGAAGCUGUCCAAAGGGAGCGUUAUGAUCACGCCAAGAAACUGAAGCAAGCUAUUGCUGACCUGCAGAAGGUGGGUGAGCGCCUGGGGCGGUACGAGGUGGAAAAGCGCUGUGCGGUAGAGAAGGAGGACUACGACCUGGCCAAGGAGAAGAAGCAGCAGAUGGCAAGCUACCGCGCCCAGGUGUACGAGCAGCUGGAGCUGCACGGCCUCCUGCACAGCCAGCUGGAGGUGCGGAGGCCUUUGGACUUGCCCCUCCAGCCCCUGGCUCCUUUCAGCAGUCCUCACCACCCACAGCCUGUGCCCGCCCUGCCACAGCCAGAAGAAGCAGCACCCGCACACCAGCGUGCAGACCCCUUCCUGCAGGAGAAGCCCUCGUCCUGCUCCCCUGCCCCUUCUCCUCCUCGCGCUGCAGCAGACCAGCUGCUGCCCGCCGCAGGCCCGCCUCCACGGAGCAACGUGGAGACCCUGCCCUACGAUGAGCGACCUCUCCCUGCCACUCGCAAGCAGCAGGCAGACGUGUUGGCAGAACCAGAAGUGAGCGAGGCCGACCUCAGCACUGCGCGGAGAGGACGCGUGUCAGGGGAGCCGGAGCCCCUGAGUGAGAAGGCCCUGCGGGAAGCCGGCUCUGCAGUCGAAGUGCUAGGGGAGACCUUGGUCGCCGGGGCCUAUUCCAAGACCUGGUCCUGCCGAGAGGACGCGCUGCUUGGUCUGUGUAGAAGGCUGAUGGAGGUGCCUGUUGGUACCCCGAAAGAAGACGUGAAGAACACACUGAGAGCAUCCGUCUUUCUUGUCAGAAAAGCCAUGAAGGACAUUGUGACCUCGGUCUUUCAGGCUUCUUUGAAAUUAUUGAAAAUGAUAAUUACUCAGUAUAUUCCCAAGCAUCAACUGAGUAAGCUUGAGACAGCUCACUGCGUGGAGAGAACCAUUCCUGUUGUGCUUGCCAGAACCGGAGAUUCCUCCGCCCGCCUCCGCAUCAUGGCUUCAAAUUUUAUUCAGGAAGUGGCCUUGUGUGAGGAGGUGAAGCCUCUCCAGAUCAUCCCAUCCUACUUGCUGCAGCCCUUGAAAGCCAACUGCUCGACUCAUCUGGCCAUGAGUCAGAUGGACCUCCUGGCCCGGCUGCUGAGGGACCUGGGCACCGGGAGCACGGGCUUCACAGUGGACAACGUGAUGAAGUUUGCAGUGAGCGCCCUAGAGCACAGAAUAUAUGAGGUUCGGGAGACAGCGGUCAGAAUCAUUCUGGACAUGUACAGACAGCACCAGGCUCUUACCCUCGAGUACCUUCCUCCAGAUGACAGCAACACGCGCAGGAACAUUCUCUACAAAACGCUUUUUGAGGGAUUUGCCAAGAUAGACGGCAGGCCCACAGAUGCUGAAGUGAAGGCACAGAAGAGAGCAGCCACAGAAGAAGCAGAAAAAAAGAAGAAAGAAGAAAUCAAAGUUCUGCAAGGGCAGUUGGCAGUGCUGCAGGAGAUGCAGACCCAAGUCCAGGAGAAGGACAGUGAUGCCUCGCAGCCCAAGAACCAGGGACGGAAAGCAGCCCCACCUGAGGCUCAGGAAAUUCCAGAUAACCAUUACCUGGACAACCUGUGCAUUUUUUGUGGGGAGAGGAGCGAGUCCUUCACUGAAGAAGGCCUGGACCUCCACUACUGGAAGCACUGCCUCAUGCUGACCAGAUGCGACCACUGCAGACAGGUGGUUGAGAUCUCCAGCCUGACAGAGCACCUGCUGACAGAAUGUGACAAAAAGGACGCGUUUGGAAAGUGCCACCGCUGCAGCGAGGCUGUGCCGAAAGAGGAGCUGCCCGGGCACAUCAAGAUGAAGGCAUGCCACCCCGCCAAAUCAGAGAAGCUGGCCAACCGGUGUCCUUUGUGCCAUGAGAACUUCACACCUGGAGAAGAGGCAUGGAAGGUGCACCUGAUGGGCCCAGCUGGCUGCACGAGGAACCUACGCAAGACACACAUCCUGCACAAGGCCCAGGCUCCACUCCCAGGUAAAAGCCCCACGGGAACCAAGUCAGGCAGCUCAGGAGCAAAGUCUGGAAGCAAGAUCCCCACCCCAAAGGGAGGCCUGAGCAAAAGCUCCAGCAGGACACACACGAAGCGGUGACACGCGGGCCUUCCGUGCUCUCUCCACCUGGGACUGGGCACGUCUCCUCAAACUCUUCUGGACCUUCCAGCCCUGUCUGUCCCUGCUGCCCUAGGCCUCUCGUGCCCAGCUCUCAGCAGUCCAAGGGCAACGUCUGUGAAUCUGACCAAAGAGCCCCACCGUCAGGCCCCCUGCCCUGCAUGCUGAGCUCCGGUCCUGCCUUGUUAGGAGAGGAGCACGCCCCAGAAGCCACUGCUCAGGGAGGACCAGCACAGCAGAGCAUCCUCUCCAUGCUGCCCGGAAACUCACCUAAACCCAGGGGCCCCGGGAGGGCAGAGGUGGGUACGGACACAUGACCAUGCCUUUCCUGCAGCCCAGGUCAUCACAGGAAAGCAAGGCCCAUGUCUGCAGGACUUCUCCCCACUGGCACAGGAAGUAAAGGUCAGGCAGGAAGUCUGGAAAGUAGAUCCUGAAAACGGCCCCUUGGGCUCACACCUCGCGCCACACUCCUGGGUGGUGGCCUGCCUGCCGCGGGCCAGUCAUGCCUUCACCUGGGCUGCAGCUGCUCCGCACCGGCAGCGUCCUGAAGGAAGAACUGUGGAGGAACUUUCCUUGAUGGGCCUGCACUCACCUGGCCACAGGACAGCCCUCUCCAAGCCUCGUUUUGUCUGUGGCAUGGAGUACCUUCCACACUGCCGACCUACACGGACGGAAGUCUCCUGCGUGCUCAGGGCCCAGGUCCCCAGCUCUGCAUCCAUCCUUCCCUGCCACGCUGUAAACGGGACUGCAAGGCACUUGUUUCCAGCAGUUGAAGGGCUGUCUUAGGAUGUCUCCUCCACAGCUCCUGCCCACCCCUCCCUGGAGGAGGCCCUGGCUUCCUUCCAGACGCGCGCUGGACCUGCUCUGUACUCACAGCUGCAAGGAGAGGCCCAGGUCCAUCUGGAACCGGCCUGGGAAGCCCCAGAACAUCCUCGCCUCACUGUGCUCUCUCUGCUUCUAGGUGCCCAGUCCACCUGGUGGCCGGGCUGUGCUUUCUCCUGAGGCCACAAGGCAGGCUUUCAGAAUGCCACUUAGGAAUGUUUGGACUGAGGAAGUUGGUAUGGAACAAUUAGAGCAUAAGUAUUCUUUAACUUGAGCCCGACUCCUGGCUCAUCGGUAACCAUGAAUCACUUCAGCCCGUCUCCAAACCAGCACCUCCGUCAGGGUUGCCCAGGUCCUGAGCGAGAACCAGCCUGCCUGUCAGACAGCGUUCAGGUGUGGGAGAGCACAGACCGUGGGGCACGCGGCGCGGCCGGAUGCCCAGGCGUCUGACAUGCUCCCCACUCCAGGCAGCCGGGUGGCAGCCUUGGCUCCUAACCCCUGAAGUAGAUGAGACGCUUCGUGACCAGGGAAGCAUUCUUCUCUCUCUGAUCAAAACUUAAGAAAUAGAUACACGUAACGUUUUCUGCUCUAACUUAUUUAUAAAAAUACUUCAUUUUUAGUGAUUGACAAACAAAACUGGGCUCCUCCUUUGCUGGUGACAUGAGAAUCAUGUGUUUUGCUGAAAUGAUCCUGGCAGUGCGUAGUGGCCACUGAAGUUCCAGUUACAUGCUGUCCAGGGACCAGGAAUAAAGGGAGAAAAUAUAAACAGAACCACAAGAUCCCUCAGCCAUUCAUAAAUAAAUAUCUAAAUUUGGAAUACUAGUUAAUAACUGAAUUUUCAUUUAUGAAUAGGUUCUGGAUAUUUAAUUAUAUUUAUUAUUUUAUAUUUUGAGAUUUCUAUUAAAUAAUUUAAAAUAAUUGUACCUAUAAAUUUGGCAUUAGAAUACAAAUGUAAAUACUUUUAAUGAAAAUUUGCACAACUUUUUAAUGUUUUAACAGUUUUCUAUUUGUCUUUAUUUCAGGUACCAAAAUUAUAAAAUAAGUAAUAUAUUUUUAUUGUUAUUUUAGGGAUUAAGAGUUA
Messenger RNA from Sciurus carolinensis (gray squirrel), 4852 nucleotides. RefSeq names its product centrosomal protein 104 (gene Cep104). Gene Ontology annotation, cellular component: cilium. The coding region runs from base 43 to 2931 and encodes 962 amino acids. The transcript is spliced from 21 exons. NCBI's taxonomy places the organism in Eukaryota, Metazoa, Chordata, Mammalia, Rodentia, Sciuridae. The record is from RefSeq and is a predicted model, not a curated record.